Racocetra fulgida is the source of this 858-nucleotide messenger RNA. Lineage: Eukaryota; Fungi; Glomeromycota; Glomeromycetes; Diversisporales; Gigasporaceae. The record is from the annotation of a GenBank genome assembly.
AUGCAUCAAGCCAAUAAUUUAAUUGAUUCGUUUACUAACAAUUCAACAAACUUGUCUGUUAACCAAAGCAAUGCUAAUGAUAAUAUUAUGGAUGAUAGUAAUGCUAUUUUUGAAGUACAUAUAAGUGGUCUUUCGCAAAUAAUUGAGGAAAUUACAAAGACCGAAAAUACAGAAGAGUUUGAAAUAAUUGUUCAAUUUGAGAUAUUAAAUCAACUGUUAAAUGAAAUUACAAAUUCUAUUCGUGAACAAAUUGAAAAUGGAAUUUCUGAUGAAAUUAAAACUGAAAUUCAGCAAAAUAAAAAUCUUGAUCCAUUACAAUUACGAACUCACCUUUCUACAAAGUUUGAUAUGAAAGACAUAACCGGAAAACAGAUUUAUUACUGGUGGAGUUUUUUUACUCAAUCGUUAUAUCAACAGAAUAAAGAUCCAGUAAAAUCAGCUAUAAUUCUUAUUGAAAAUAAGUAUCAAUUAAAGAAUUAUAAAUUAUUAAUUGCAAAAACAUCAGAUACUUUCGUGGCAAUUGCUUUUUCUACACCACUUUUUAAUGAAUUGAAAAACGUCAUUCCAUCAUCUAAUAAUGGGUUAGAAAAAAUAUUGGUUGAAACAAGCGAGUUUGAUGAGGAUAAUAAUGUAGAAUUGUCACCAGAAGAAUUUACUAAAGAAAUUGAAAAACAUAAAUAUUUUCUUCAGCAUAUACAAGAAGAGUAUGAUGCAGGUAAUUUUCGACAUGUGAAGGCUUUACUUAAAGGUUCAAAACGGGUACGUGAAAUAAUGGAUGAUAUCGAUCAUGCACAAAAAAAACAAACUAGGGGAAGAACAUAUAAAGAUUCAAAAGAACAUAUAAUGUUUUUAAGAUAA